This is a messenger RNA of Fulvia fulva, 693 nucleotides long. Its product is annotated as Acetylxylan esterase 2. Gene Ontology annotation, molecular function: hydrolase activity. The transcript is spliced from 2 exons. The record is from RefSeq and is a predicted model, not a curated record. Lineage: Eukaryota; Fungi; Ascomycota; Dothideomycetes; Mycosphaerellales; Mycosphaerellaceae. Bases 1 to 693 code for a protein of 230 amino acids.
AUGGUCCGCACAGCUCUCCUCUCAACCGGCUUCGCCGCCCUCGCAGCAGCAGCACCACUCUCCCUGGUCCAGCGUCAAGUCGAGUGCGCAACAGGCUUCUACAUCAUCGUAGCCCGCGGCUCCAACCAGCCAGAAGGCGAAGGAACCCCAGGUGAAGUCGGGAACUUGAUCGAAGCACGAGUCUCCGGCUCGUACUCUGUAGCAGUCGACUAUCCUGCAGCAAUCAUCUCGGCAGACUCAAUCUACCCAACCAGCGUUGCAGACGGCCAGAACGACGUCACCCAGAAGAUUGAGGACUACGUCGAGGCUUGCGGAUCUGAUAGCAAGAUUGUGCUCGUCGGCUACUCGCAAGGUGGGAAUGUGAUGACCAAUGUGUUGGCGGGAGGUGUUGCGAAGCCUGCGCCUAUUGAUAGCAAGUACAAGAGCAACAUCAAAGCCGUCGUCGUCUUCGGCGACCCAACCUUCUCCGAAGGCCAAUCCUUCAACGAAGGCACAUCCACAACCGACGGAAUCUUCUCCCGCCGAGACGACGGCGAUAGUCUGGAGUUAUUGAACACCUACGCGUCAGUUCUGAAGAGCUACUGCGAUGAAGGCGACCCGUACUGCUCCUCCGACAACGAUUCGAGCGUACACAGCGCAACGGUCUCGAAGUAUGCACAAGAUGCUGCGGACUUUGCGGCGAGCAAGGCGUAA